This is a messenger RNA of Porites lobata, 939 nucleotides long. The record is from the annotation of a GenBank genome assembly. Lineage: Eukaryota; Metazoa; Cnidaria; Anthozoa; Scleractinia; Poritidae.
AUGGAAGAAUUUUUUAAGCUAUUGCUAAGUAAAAGAAGAACAAGACAGCUAUCCUCCGAUAGCUCUCUAGAUACCUCGCCAGAACCAAAGAAACUUAAAGAGUGUGAUAGUUCUAAUUCUUCCGAAGGCGAACGCGAAGAAGAAGGUGACGAUAUUAUUCUAUCUGCUCUGAACAUGGCUGAAGGCCUUCAAAAACCACUGCAAGAUAUUCUUAAGAAGCUUGAAAAGCUGGAUGCCAUCGAAGAAGCAGUGAAUAACCUCGGGAAGUCUUUCGGGAAGUUAGAAGGAAGAAUACAUACUCUCGAAGAUGCGUACGCUACCACCAAGCGUGAUGUUGAAGAUCUUAAGGAAAGUUUAAACGCAAACGAAACAGAUAAAAAGACGACAUCCGAGAGAAUACAAAAACUCGAAGACAGCACAAAAUCGAGCCUAGCGGCCCUACAGAAAGAGAAUGAUGAACUCCGUGCCAAUUUUAAACUGAUCGAGGAUAAGAACUUAUAUCUGGAAGCAUAUUCUAGGCGCGAAAACGUUAAGUUUGAAAACAUUCCAGAACAAGAAACGAACAAAGAGGACACGGAGAUGGCGCUGCGCACCUUUCUGGAAACGGAAUUGGGUUUUGGCGACGCUGCCAAUGUUGAAAUACAGCGAGUUCAUCGUCUAGGAAAAAAGAGAGGAGAAAGUUCCAGACCCAUACUUGCUAGAUUCUUACGAUAUAAGGAUUGUGAAAAGCCUCUUUCGCUGGGACAUCGUCUACGAGGAACAAACUACAAAAUGUACCAAGAUCUUCCGUUUGAGAUCGUCGAACGUAGGAGAGCGCAAAUGGAAACCUUCAAAAAGGCAAGACGCAACAACAUUCCCGCAGCUUUCAGCAAAGCCCAGCCUGAAAAACUGUUCAUAAGAGGGAAAUUGUGGCCUUUUGGAAUGCCAUUAGAACUGUGA